CUGUUACUACACUGUCCUGACCUAUGUGCUGCGGUCAUCAAUAUAAAAUCACCUCCAUCACUGCCCCAUCGACCCUCUUCUCUUUACAAGGCUGCUGCAUAAAAUUACCAAUAGAGUGGCUUUGUCAGCGGAGAUGUUGGCAGGUGCAAUAGUCCUGGGCACCAUUCUUACAUCUUUACCAGGGGUCCAGGGCAGGUGGAGUGUAUCUUUUUCUAGAAAAGAAAUCUGUGUUUGGGCAGGGACGACGGUCACUUUGCCCUGCCGCUUUGACUACCCAUCAGGCCACACCGUGAGAAGAGUGAUGUGGUUUCGAGUCUCAGCUGAAGCUCGGAGGGAGUUCGCUCAUCACAGUGACCCAAACGAGAUCAGCCUGUCAUAUCGGGGACGAACAAGAUACAUUGGUGGUAGUUACUCAAGCUGUUCUGUCCAGAUUCGAGGUGUAAGGUUGAGUGACGCAGGACAGUAUCAUUUCAGGUUUGAGACGAACCAGCCUCUGGGGAGAUGGACCUCCCCUGACACCAUCACGCUGGACGUUACAGACCUACAGGUCCAGGUGCAUCCAGCCCGGCCCAGGAACAUGUUUGCUUUUGGAGAGACAGUUUUCGUGGGUUGUCAGGCCACAGGGUGCGCUGCUCCAGGACGUAGCCUCGCUCUCUACAGAAAUGGGCUUAAUCUGGGCUCCUAUGAGAAAUGGAUGAUCAUUAACAGAUUCGAUAAGCCCCAUAGUGGAGCAUACACCUGUCGACCCAUCCCACCACAGAAUGUCCAGUCCCCACCAGUCUCCUUAGCUCUGGGAUAUGGUCCACGUUUCACAACUAUAUCAAUGUACCCGAUUGGAGAGGUGAUAGAAGGGACAUCUGUCACCCUGACCUGUAGCAGUGAUGCUUCCCCACCUGUGGAAAGCUUUGCCUGGUUCAAAGACAUGGACAGUGGCAGUAUCCCAGACAGUUUCAGACCUCAGCUUCUCCUGUCGAGUCUAAAAUACACAGACAGAGGAGAGUACUUCUGUGUGGCACGUAACUCCCUGGGAACAGACCGGUCAAGAUCUCUUCUCCUCAAUGUCACAUUCCCUCCUAAGAACACUUGUGUCGUGGUAUCUCCUCCUCGUGACAUCAGAGAAGGAUCCUAUGUGAACCUGAGCUGCAGCAGCCAAGCCAAUCCUCCUGCCAGCAGGUUUACAUGGUACCGAGUACGGGAAGACCAGGCCUUGGUACAGGGAAGUGUCCAAAAUCUGACUUUCCCCUCAGUUCGUGCUCAUAAUAGUGGACAGUACUACUGUACAGCAUGGAACCCAUUAGGACACCAGACAUCCUCAUUCACCACACUCACCAUCCUCUAUCCCCCUAAAAACACCUCAGUUUGGGCCCGUCCUUCCAGUGUGGUGGAUGCUGGACGACCCCUGACCUUAACCUGCAGCAGCCAGGCCAAUCCAGCAGUGGACAACUUCACCUGGCAUCGCUUACCUCUGGAGGGAAGCUCUGGGCAGUCAUGGGGCAUAAGGUCUGGUCCUGUCUUCACCUUCUCUGAGGUCAGUCCUGAAGCUAGUGGGCGGUACUACUGUGAGGCCAGGAACCGAAUCGGAGCCCACAGCUCUCCUGUUCUGACUGUGAGAGUAAGAGGUCGGCUAAAGGUCAUUGCCCUUGCCUCUGCUGUGGGUGUGUCUGCAGGGCUCAUCACACUUACUGUAGCUGUGAUGAUAAGUAAAAACAUGCACAGAGUGGACAUGGAGUCUGCAGAGGUUCCAACAAAGCGUGCAUCAGUCACAGCUGAAACUAUAUUUUAUGAGUCACCCCAACACCAAAAGAGAAGAGGCAGGAUGGACAAUAUUGUGGAAGAACCGGAGGACUUCAGUGACCGUUCACACCCGGACAUUGUCCCAUUGAAAGAUGCUCCACCGGUCACUAACGUUGAGGUCCCCUGCUGUGCGUCAGAUUACAUCACAGUCCAUUUUUCCAAAGCACCCAGUGCUGAACAGGUGCAUUUCACCAACCUGCCUCUAGGUGGAGACAGGAAACCACAGGCCUUUACAAAAGUCGUUUACUCCUCCCUGCCUCAGUUUCGCAACUGACUGCCAC
This is a messenger RNA of Periophthalmus magnuspinnatus, 2075 nucleotides long. Its product is annotated as sialoadhesin. NCBI's taxonomy places the organism in Eukaryota, Metazoa, Chordata, Actinopteri, Gobiiformes, Gobiidae. Bases 134 to 2068 code for a protein of 644 amino acids. The transcript has 18 exons. The record is from RefSeq and is a predicted model, not a curated record.